AAGAUCUGGGAGGGGCGACUGCCGGGGCGAACGCGGUGGGGGGCACGAGGGAGAGUGAAGGGGAGGAGGGAGAGAUGAUGGAGAUGGAGAUUGGGACUGGUGCGGGGAGUGAGGGGAGCGGUGGGACUUGGUCCUCGGAGAGCGGGUUCAGGCCCAUCGCGCCCAUGUCUGCCCCGGGGCUGGUCGGGGCAGCUGGAGGGCUGCACCCUAGACUUGUGGCCGUACCACAGGUUGAUGGCAGCGCCCUCUACGAACACAACAAUACAUCAACAACGUCCACCCACAGGGUGGACAACCCCGCAGGUGAGUUCGUCAUCGAGCCUGUACCGCUGUCGAGCGGAGGGCCUUCGACAUCAAUGCCUGCGGACGACCAGGACGAAGCCGACGAGCCUCAAGACGAGGAAGAUCACGACGAGGGCCAGCACCAGCUCGGAGACGAGACCAGCCUCAGUGAGCGCGAGGCCGUUGUCGUUAUCGACGAGAAGAUCUACGGCAAGGACCCACUGCGUUGCCUCGCGUGCAACAACAAGUCGUUUGCGCGCAAGUACGAGCGCAGGCGGCACGUCGUCACUGUCCACUACCUCAAGAAGGUCCCCUGCGACUGGUGCGGCAUCUUCUUCUACACACGCCGCGAUGGAGUCACUCGGCAUAAGGACGAGAAUUGCCCAGCGAGAGACUUCGAGGAUCGGCACACCAACCCAACGAGAUGGUUCAUGGCCUGGCUGAGUGGACCCUCGGGGUGGCGGUAGGAGUAGAGGUGCGGCGGGAUCAUCGGCAAUGGCGAGCUGAAACUGGAGGUAUAUUCAUUCGCGACCUUGAUUGUGUCGUCGUCAACACGCUCGGAUAUGGUGGAGUAGAGUGAGUGUGCUGGUCUGUGCUGGUAGUCGCUACUAUGUAGUAGGUCACGCGGUCCGUCAGGGUCCUCGCGGUUUACCACAGCACGGCCCCAGCACUUUGUGAAGGACUGACUGAUUUUCUCCCAUCUGCAUUGCUGCUCUUUUCAUGAUGUUUUCAAGAUCGCCUUGGCCCUUGAGUAUCUAUCUGACACUUCUGUGUAUAUUCCCUUUCUCUCCCGCCUGAGUCGUCUCGGCACGCUGUAAUCUAGAGGUU
Heterobasidion irregulare TC 32-1 is the source of this 1110-nucleotide messenger RNA. RefSeq lists its product as uncharacterized. The transcript has 2 exons. Bases 75 to 749 code for a protein of 224 amino acids. The record is from RefSeq and is a predicted model, not a curated record. Lineage: Eukaryota; Fungi; Basidiomycota; Agaricomycetes; Russulales; Bondarzewiaceae.